Messenger RNA from Mesorhabditis spiculigera, 210 nucleotides. Lineage: Eukaryota; Metazoa; Nematoda; Chromadorea; Rhabditida; Rhabditidae. The record is from the annotation of a GenBank genome assembly.
AUGGCCGUAAGUUAUGCUGAUUCGAUGGGAAGAUACAACUUGAUCUUGGUAGAACGCCAAAAAGCCGCGACCCGCAACGAAGGCUCAUUUGUGGCGCAUCUGCUCCAAUCCCUGGACAGAAAUGAGGCUGACCAAGCGUGUCAGUUGAUUGACAACGUCUUCAAAACGGCGCUACAGAACCACUCUAACCAAAUUGCUGAUAGUCCACGA